UGAGGUAAUCUGUUGUCAGGCAGAAGCUCGUGAAUAAAUCUACUUCCUGUUGAUGAAUUAUAAAAAAUAAAUUGACGUCACAGAGACUGGACGUGACGUCACCUCGCCGUGUGCAGGUAGGACGAGCCAAACGAGCUCUGUGACGUCAUAGCAGCUCAUAUAUUCAUCCGGUAAUUUGUUUUAUUUUGUAGUUUGUGGGCUUUUAUUUUGAAGGGCAAUCCGCCGUGCUUCCGUUACCAUUUAAUCCUUUCCCACAAUGCUUUGUGUCCACGUCCCUGCUUCCUGUUUAUUGUACCGUCUCCGCCGGUAAAGUCCCGACGAAAGCUCGGCCUGUAGCAGCUCCUCUUUCCUUCUUCUCCCUCCGCCCGGCUCGGUUUAGGAUGGAGGACUCGGAGACGGAGCUGGCGGUGUCGGAGUCCGACGCUCUGGGUGCAGACUUCAUCACGGUGGAGUUGGACACGCAGCCCAUCGAGUACGUGGUGAAGUGGGCCGAGGUCGGGUCCAAGUUCACCAUCUCGUGCGUGAAGAAGGACUCGGACGACCCGUCGGAGCUGACGGCAGACCAGCUGAAGAUCGAGACGGACGAGGCCUUCUUCGCGCCGUACGAGGAGGUGUACCCGUGCGAGGUGACGGAGCAGAGUGUGGAGAUAAAGACGGACUCUGACGAAGACGAGGACGACACCGAGGAGGAGCAUGAGGUUCUGGUGGAGGCGGGGAGCAGCCAGCUGGACGGAGAGCUGGACUCGGACCAGGCAGACUACGAGCCAGACGAGCGCCAGUACCGCUGCAGCUACUGCGGGAAGUGCUACAGCCACGCCUCCAGCCUCUACCGCCACCAGCAGACACACACCGGGAAGACCGGCGGGGCGGCGCCACCCAACAAACGGACCCUGGAGCCAACCCAUCAGGAGGCCCGCUACACCUGCCCCCACUGUGGCAUGAGCUUCAAAGGCAGCAGGAUGUUGGGCAGUCACCUGCGGCUGCACGGGAAGCGGCGGAUUCACCCCUGCAACAUCUGUGGGAAGGAGUUCAACCACAGCUCCAGCCUGUCGCGUCAUCGCCUCAUCCACAAGAAAGGCAAAGGCCUCCCCAAGGACGCCGCCCUCGGCCCCAACAUGCCCGCCCUUCGCCACUCGCUGAAGGCCGGUGGCAAGAACAAGAAGACCAAGAGGCAGCAGCAGCACGUGGCGGCCGUCAUCAUUCAGGGUCAGGGUGGUGGCGAUAAGUUCUACGCCUGCCCGCAGUGCGACAUGAGCUUCAGGACGUCCACACAGCUGUCCAAACAUCAGGUGACCCACGUCAAGGAGCUGCUGGACAACUACACGCCUGGCAAGGAGAACCUGGGCGAGUCCUCGUCCGACCUGAAGAUCCGCCUUAAGCUCUGCUCCCGUGACAAGCCCAACUUCUACACCCUGUGUAAGAAGAACCGCCGCCGCCGGGGGGGGCGGGCCCCAAAACGGGGCACUGCCCUCCCUCAGGAGGGGGAGGAGGAGCAGGGCAGUGGAGGAGGCGGCGGCGGCGGCGGCACUGGUCGCCACGGCUGCAGCCAGUGCGGGAAGCGGUUCAGUCAUGCCUCCAGCCUGGCACGGCACCAGCAGACCCACAGGGCGGCGGACGGCGGCGAGCGGGUAAAGCUGCAGCAGCACCAGAAGCAGCUCCACGUCAAGACCGGACUCCCCUCCGCCGCCACCAAGACCGCCAAGACAUACACCUGCUCGGCCUGCAACAAGACCUUCAUGCACUCGUCCAGCUUCUCCCGCCAUAAGAAGGCACACCUGGAGGAGGAGCAACGGGCCCAGGCCGCCACCGCCAAGCGCCGAAAGAGAGUCGUCUUAGACGAGACCGCGCCACUGGAGUCCGACUCUGAGUAAAGUCGCCCUGCUCUGGACUGAGUUUGGACUGGUUCUGGGUUGGUUCUGAAUCAGUGCUGACUGGUUCUGGACCGAUUUGGGACCAGUUCUGGAAAAGUUCUAAUUUGUAAAAGUUCUGGACCAGUUGGAGACUGGUUCUGGGCCUCGUGUUCAUACAGGUUCGAGGACAGGAACUGUUUUUUUUUUUUUGUUUGUUUUUUUUUUGGUGUAGAUAGCAGCAGGACAUCCAUAUAUGGUCGUACGGCGGGGGGGUUCUCCUUUUAUGGUUGUAUCCAUAUAUGGUCAUAACUGGCCGUUAGCUAAUUGCUCUUAAGGAUGGGAUUAGAUUAAAGUGUUACCCCAGGCCCCGCCCACUGCCCCACCCUCCUCCACCUGUCUAUGAGGUUGCACUCUACACUCCAUUUCCCAUCAGUCACUGCUCUGUCACAGGCCACACCCACUUGUUAACAUAUUUCCCAUCAGCCCCGGGAUGCUUGCGGAGCAUUGUGGGAGUUUAGCCUAAGCCCCGCCCCCUCUUAAUUUAUUUAAUUUAUUUCCUGUCAAAUCAUUUUUCACGUCAGUCGUUUGAAAUCCAAAAUAAAUAUUUAAUUAUCGAUCAUUAA
This is a messenger RNA of Larimichthys crocea (large yellow croaker), 2473 nucleotides long. Its product is annotated as zinc finger protein 135. NCBI's taxonomy places the organism in Eukaryota, Metazoa, Chordata, Actinopteri, Sciaenidae. The record is from RefSeq and is a predicted model, not a curated record. Bases 381 to 1871 code for a protein of 496 amino acids. Gene Ontology annotation, biological process: regulation of transcription by RNA polymerase II. The transcript has 3 exons. Gene Ontology annotation, molecular function: RNA polymerase II cis-regulatory region sequence-specific DNA binding; DNA-binding transcription factor activity, RNA polymerase II-specific.